This is a messenger RNA of Dentiscutata erythropus, 250 nucleotides long. The record is from the annotation of a GenBank genome assembly. Lineage: Eukaryota; Fungi; Glomeromycota; Glomeromycetes; Diversisporales; Gigasporaceae.
AUCAAAUAGCCCAGUAUUAGAAACUAGAAGUACAAGUGCAAAAAGUGAUAAUGAAGCUUCUAAUAUACCUACUAUCAAAAAAACUAAAUUAGGUCAAAAGGAUAAAAGUUAUAAUUCACAAUUAAAAGUUUCAAGUAGCUUAAUGUCAAAUUUAAUAUCUCAUUUCUUAAAUUUAUAUGAUAUUACACAAAAUGGGCCUGGUUUAUCUGGACAAAAUGAUAAUAAUAACAAAGUAAUAAAUAACUAUUGA